Messenger RNA from Colossoma macropomum (tambaqui), 2460 nucleotides. It is a transcript of the gene cdh18a, whose product is annotated as cadherin 18, type 2a. Gene Ontology annotation, cellular component: catenin complex; adherens junction; plasma membrane. The record is from RefSeq and is a predicted model, not a curated record. Gene Ontology annotation, molecular function: calcium ion binding; cadherin binding. Gene Ontology annotation, biological process: calcium-dependent cell-cell adhesion; multicellular organism development; cell-cell junction assembly. The transcript is spliced from 11 exons. NCBI's taxonomy places the organism in Eukaryota, Metazoa, Chordata, Actinopteri, Characiformes, Serrasalmidae. The coding region runs from base 1 to 2460 and encodes 819 amino acids.
AUGAGAGCGGCCGGUGGCGGUGCAGCCUGCCUGAGCUCUCUGCUGCUGCUGUGUCUCUUCGCUCUCCGCAGGGGUCUCGGGACCCCGUCUCCGGCCGGCCCCAUCCUGAGCCUGCGUACUCACAACCAAACCAAAACUGCCGAGGGUUCUGUGCGGACAACGCGCACCCACAACCUGACCAAACACCUCCCAGAGGGUGAGAAGGACUCCCACCACCGGCCAAAGAGGGGCUGGGUGUGGAAUCAAUUCUUUGUUUUGGAGGAGCACAUUGGACCCGAAGCACAAUAUGUAGGAAAGUUGCACUCCAAUUCAGAUAAGGGUGAUGGCUCAGUUCGGUACCUCCUCUCUGGAGAAGGAGCAGGGACUAUCUUCACCAUUAACGAGGUGACAGGAGACAUCCAUGCCACGAAAAGCCUGGACCGCGAGAAAAAAAGCCACUAUGUUCUCCACGCCCGCGCUAUUGACCGCUUCACCAACAGAGCCGUGGAGCCCGAGUCCGAGUUCAUCAUCAAGGUUCAGGAUGUGAAUGACAACGCCCCCACCUUCCCCGAUGGGCCGUUCGCCGCGUCUGUACCAGAGAUGUCAGACAUAGGAACAUCAGUAUUCCAGAUCACUGCCACUGACGCUGAUGACCCCACAUACGGCAACAGCGCAAGGAUUGUCUACAGCAUCUUACAAGGGCAGCCCUACUUCACUGUCGACCCCAAAACUGGUAUCAUUAGGACGGCGCUAGCCAACAUGGACAGAGAGACCAGAGAAAUGUACUCCAUCAUCAUCCAAGCCAAAGACAUGGCCGGCUCGGUGGGGGGACUGUCUGGAUCGACCACUGUCAACAUCACUCUGACUGAUGUCAAUGACAAUCCUCCAAGGUUUCCCCAAAAGAACUACCAGCUGUACGUGCCGGAAUCCGCUCAAGUCGGAAAAGCUGUGGGGAAAAUCAAAGCCAACGACGAAGACCUGGGAAUCAACGCUGAGAUGGCGUACAGAAUCACCAAUGAGGAAGGGGCAGCCAUGUUUUCUAUCUAUGCUGACAGUGACAAGAGGGAAGGGGUCAUCUCUCUCAAAAAGCCAUUGGACUAUGAGAAAAAGAAGGCCUACUCAUUAAACAUAGAGGGCGUGAACACACAUCUGGACCCUCGAUUCUUCCACCUGGGCCCAUUCAAAGACACCACCACCUUGAAGAUUAUCGUUGGGGAUGUAGACGAAGCUCCAGUAUUCACCAUGGAUUACUACAUCAUGGAUGUGUAUGAAAAUGCUCCGGCCGGAACAGACGUCGGCAUGGUAACGGCUCAAGACCCCGACAAUGCCAGGGGCAAAGUUAGGUAUUCCAUUGACAGCAGUGUGAACGGAGAGUCACUUUUCAGCAUCGAUGCCAACAGCGGACUCAUUAAAACCACCGCAAGCUUGGAUCGAGAGGCAGUAGCCUGGCACAACAUCACUGUUAAGGCUUCAGAGGUUGACAAUCCAAAGCUGGUCAGCUACGUUCCAGUCACAGUUCAAGUCCUGGACGUCAAUGACAACACGCCCUACAUUCCUACUGACCAGGACAUCAUUGUGUGUGAGAGUUCCAAGCCAGGCCAGGUCAUCCAGACCAUCAGGGCUACAGACAAAGACAACUUUGCCAAUGGACGCUUUUCUUUUGCUCUGCCAACUGACCUGCAGGCCAACCCGAAUUUCACCCUGAAGGACAAUGAAGACAGCAGUGCGAGUAUCAUUGCGCGGCGGUGGGGUUUCAGCCAGGCCGAGCAGGAGCUGCACCAGCUGGCGGUGGUGGUGUGGGACGGAGGAGAGCCUCAGCUCAGCAGCACCAGCACCCUGACGCUGCGGGUGUGUCCAUGCCGGAGGGGCCUCAGAGUGCCAGUCUGCCAGCCGCAGGCCUUCUUUUCCUCUGCAGGUCUCAGCACAGGAGCGCUCAUCGCCAUCCUGCUCUGCAUCCUCAUCCUCCUGGCCAUAGUGGUGCUGUUUGUGACCUUGCGGAGCAAGAAGAUCAAGAAAGAGGCGCUCAUCAUCUCGGAGGAGGACGUGCGGGAGAACGUGGUGACGUACGACGAUGAGGGUGGUGGGGAAGAGGACACAGAAGCUUUCGACAUCGUGGCCCUGAGGAACCCCUCAGCUGCUGGAGAGGUCAGAAGGAGAAGGGGGGAGCCACACCCGGAGGUUUGGGGCGGAGCGGUGGGCGGGGACAGUCUGAGCCCGUCGCUGACCCUGCCCAGUCAGGACAUUCAUGAUGUGAUCCAGCUAAAGGUAAUGGAGGCAGACCAGGACACCAGCGGACCUCCAUACGAUUCCCUCCAAACGUACGCAUACGAAGGGCAGGGGUCACCCUCCGGCUCCAUCAGUUCUCUGGACCUCCCUGGACCUCCAUCAGAGCCGGAGCCCCCUGAGCCAGACGACUGGGGGCCUGAGGUGAACACACUGGCCAGACUUUUCCAGGAGCGAGGUGGCCAGUGCACCCUAUAG